Alligator mississippiensis (American alligator) is the source of this 544-nucleotide messenger RNA. RefSeq names its product small nuclear ribonucleoprotein polypeptide E (gene SNRPE). The transcript has 5 exons. Gene Ontology annotation, cellular component: U1 snRNP; precatalytic spliceosome; U4/U6 x U5 tri-snRNP complex. Lineage: Eukaryota; Metazoa; Chordata; Crocodylia; Alligatoridae. Gene Ontology annotation, molecular function: RNA binding. The record is from RefSeq and is a predicted model, not a curated record. Bases 56 to 334 code for a protein of 92 amino acids. Gene Ontology annotation, biological process: spliceosomal snRNP assembly; mRNA splicing, via spliceosome.
UGCGGGGUUUCCGGCGGCAGGGGGCGCGUGCAGCGGGGCUGAUUCGUGCGCAGCCAUGGCGUACCGCGGGCAGGGCCAGAAGGUGCAGAAGGUGAUGGUGCAGCCCAUCAACCUGAUUUUCCGCUACCUGCAGAACCGGUCCAGGAUCCAGGUGUGGCUUUAUGAGCAGGUGAACAUGCGAAUAGAAGGAUGCAUCAUUGGUUUUGAUGAAUACAUGAACCUAGUGCUGGAUGAUGCUGAGGAGAUUCACUCCAAAACAAAGUCAAGGAAACAGCUGGGUCGGAUCAUGUUAAAAGGGGACAAUAUUACUCUUCUGCAGAGUGUUUCUAACUAGAAUUUGUCAUAAAUUGGGACAUUUGGACUUGGGUACUUGCUGUUGUAAAAAGCUGAUGGGUGGCUACUUUAUCUAUCUAAAGUUCUGCUCAAGUGUGCAGAAUCCUUUAUAGAGCUCUCUGAUUCAUAACAUUGUGAAUAAUGUUUACCUUUCCCUUUCUGGUGAUCAGCAAUUGCUGUAUUUCAUAAAUAAAACUUUGUUUUAUGAUAA